AUGCCUAAAACAACUCUAGCCUUAGGCCCUUGCCCCCAGUCCGUACCCACAGUACCUCACCUGUACUCCCAGCCUGUACACCCAACCCUUCCCUACUCUCAGCCCGUGCCCCAGCCCGUACCCCCAGCAUGUACACCCAACCCUUGCCUAACCCCAGCCCGUGCCUCAGCCCGUACCCCCAGCCAGUACCCCCAGCCCCUACCCCCAGCCCCUACUUUUAGCCCGUACCCCCAGCCCGUACCCCCAACCCGUACCCCAGCCCGUGCCCUCAGCCGUACCCUCACAUGUACCCCCAGUCCGUACCCCCAGCCCGUACCCCCAGAAACUAAAGACGAAUCAAGUGGUGUAGUGAUCCACAACAUGAUCGGGGGAAUAAAAAUCAAUUUGUAUUCCAUAAUCAAGGCGCUGGAUCAGAUAGGAUUAAAUUAUAUUGAGGAUUUGUUAACUUGA
Physella acuta is the source of this 450-nucleotide messenger RNA. RefSeq lists its product as uncharacterized. The record is from RefSeq and is a predicted model, not a curated record. NCBI's taxonomy places the organism in Eukaryota, Metazoa, Mollusca, Gastropoda, Physidae.